This is a messenger RNA of Arctia plantaginis, 291 nucleotides long. The record is from the annotation of a GenBank genome assembly. NCBI's taxonomy places the organism in Eukaryota, Metazoa, Arthropoda, Insecta, Lepidoptera, Erebidae.
AUGGCAAUGAACGAAGACGUGUUUCAUCAUCUUCUGCGCCAAAAAUCCCAACAUCAAAAAAGUCAGUGCCAACAAGCCAUUUACAAUACGUGGCUAUGGUGUAAUUUCUUGAAAGAUUGGAAUACUGGGGGCUCAAGCAGCCAACCAACUGUGGCUCCUCCUUUACCAGCAUCUGAGGUAAGGCACUGUCUUCGCAUUAUCAUCGUUACACGUAAGUUACAUCGUUACACAGAAGGAACAGAAUACGGACAUCCUGAUUUAAUGAUUGCUUUUAGUCUAGACAGUCUUUAA